Molecule: messenger RNA, 2917 nt
Organism: Mycetomoellerius zeteki
Lineage: Eukaryota; Metazoa; Arthropoda; Insecta; Hymenoptera; Formicidae
Gene: IleRS-m
Product: Isoleucyl-tRNA synthetase, mitochondrial
Exons: 15
Coding region: 1-2901 (966 amino acids)
Biological process (GO): mitochondrial translation; isoleucyl-tRNA aminoacylation
Cellular component (GO): mitochondrion
Molecular function (GO): ATP binding; isoleucine-tRNA ligase activity; aminoacyl-tRNA deacylase activity
Source: RefSeq, a predicted model, not a curated record
AUGUCCGUACUUAGCGUGAAGAUGAGGCGAUUGUUUAAGACAACUGGGUUUACUUUGCGGACUUACGCCGAAUUCUGUCACGCAAUAUGGCUGAGAGGCAUGAAGAGCGCCGCAAAACAAAGUUAUACGAAAACUGUGCUGCUGCCGCAAACCAAUUUCCCGGCGCGACUCGGCGGCAAAAAACGAGUAGAGAUGGAUAGUUAUUUAAUAGAGAAAUGCGGCUUCUUGGAAUUAUACAACUGGCAGAGGAAGAAUCUUGAAGGACCAGACUUUAUCUUGCAUGAUGGACCACCAUAUGCAAAUGGAGAACCACACAUGGGUCAUGCUAUUAACAAGGUUCUUAAGGAUAUUACUUUGAGAAGCAAAAUUAUGUCAGGCAGAAGAGUACAUUACAUCCCAGGUUGGGAUUGUCAUGGUUUACCAAUUGAACAAAAGGUACUUGGUGAUAUAAAAGAUGACAAUCCUUUAGAAAUUCGCCACAAAGCUAGAAGAUAUGCAAGUGACGCUAUCAUAAAACAGCGACAAGCUUUUACAUCGUGGGGCAUUAUGGCUGAUUGGAACGAAUCAGGAUGUUAUUUCACGAACCAUAUCUCAUAUGUGAAGAACCAGAUGCAACAAUUUAUAAAUCUGUAUGACUGUAAACUCGUGUUUAGGGCCUUUAAACCAGUAUACUGGUCACCAUCUUCCAGAACAGCAUUAGCAGAAUCAGAACUAGAAUACAACGAAUCUCAUAAGAGCAAAAGUGUUAUUAUUCGCAUGCAACUUGACACGCACGCAUUAGCCCCAAGAUUAAAAGACUUGGAAAAUAAACCACUUUAUGCCCUUAUUUGGACUACUACACCAUGGUCAUUGCUAGCUAAUCAAGCUAUAGCUUUCUCUAAUAACAUUGUAUACUGCAUUAUGGAAGACAAUUCGAAAAAUCUAUAUAUUCUUGCACAAGAGUGCUUAGCUAAUAUUGAGCAAAAGCUUGGUCCAUUAAAAUUUAUUAUGACUGUUAUGGGACAGGAAUUAGGGGAAGCCAAGUAUCUUCAUCCUAUUACCAAACAACGUUUGCCAUUUUUAUCUGGACAUCAUGUUACAACUGAUGUCGGUACUGGAUUGGUUCACACAGCUCCCGCGCACGGUCCCGAAGACUUUCUCAUCGCAAUUGAGAAUGAUAUAUCAGUUUUAUCUUUGAUAGACGUCGACGGAUGUUUCACCAAAGAAGCGGGUGACGAGUUCUCUGGCUUAAAUGUUCUAAAUGAUGGCACUAAUAAGGUCUUGCAACGUAUCGGUGAAGACGUGUUGUAUACUGACACAAUUACGCAUAGCUACCCAUAUGAUUGGCGAACCAAGAAGCCUGUAAUCAUUCGCGCGAGUCACCAAUGGUUCAUAGACAUAAAGUCUAUUAAGGAGAAGGCAAUUGACAGCAUCGCGAAUAUAAGAAUAUACCCGAAGCAAAAUCGGACGUCGUAUUUGAACGCAUUGGUCGCUCAAGUUAAGCAACGACCGUAUUGGUGUAUUUCUCGACAACGGUCCUGGGGAACGCCAAUACCAGUGUUGCACAAUAAACAAACUGGUGAUACAUAUACAAGCAGAAAAUGGGUUGAAAGAUUGUGCAGACUGAUGGAACGACAUGGAACCGAUUAUUGGUGGGAGCUGUCGACCGAGAAAUUAAUUGGUCGUGAACUUCGGCAGGAAUUAAACAACAAUAUAAAUGAUUUCGAAAGAGGAAUCGAUAUCAUGGAUAUCUGGUUGGAUAGCGGGCUCUCAUGGUCGGCUGUUUUACCAGAACAUAAAGCAGAUUUAUAUUUAGAGGGAAUGGAUCAGUUUCGCGGUUGGUUUCAAUCAUCGUUACUAACAUCCAUUGCUCUUCAAGAACGUUCUCCUUACAGUGCGUUAUUCGUGCAUGGAUUUGCUGUAGAUGAUAAAACCUCGAAAAUGUCGAAAUCAGUUGGAAACGUUAUAAAUCCCGAGACAAUUACCAAAGGAGGAAAAAACUUGAGUAAAGAUCCGGCAUAUGGUGUCGACACUCUAAGAUGGUGGGUAGCUAGUCAUGGAUGUCAACACAGCCAGGUUCCAGUCACAACAGCGUUGUUACGUGAAAGUCACGAAUCCAUACAAAAAUUGCGCUUAGUCUUACGAUUCCUCUUAGGUGUUUUACACUCAUAUAGCGAGGGAAUCGCAGUCGAACCGGAAUAUCUCUACCUUGACAAAUACAUGUUACAUUCUCUGCAUCAGUAUAACAAAAAGAUUCAAAACUUAUACGACGAUUAUUUGUAUCACCACGUGUGUAAGUUGGUAACGUAUUUCCUGGCAAACACCGUGUCGCCGGUAUACUGCCAUUUGAUUAAAGAUAGACUUUACUGCGAUGAAGCAGCGUCCCCAACGCGUCUGGCUGCAGUAGAAGUAACGCGUGAAACCCUGACUGUACUUGCGAGAUCUAUCGCGCCGAUCGUUCCGCAUUUAGCAGAAGAAGUGUGGUUAUAUCACCCUGAAAAUUUGGCGUCAGUGCCACUGUAUCAUACUGAAUAUAAAGUACCGGAAACUUGGCAUCAACCGGAAAUUGCUAGACAUGUAGAAACAGCUCUAAGCUUGAGAAGCAAGGUGAAUAUAUCGGCUGAUUGUAACACAUGGGAAUUGUCGGGCAUCUUAAAGGCUUCGAAAAAUGACUAUAAAUCACUUUCGAUGCUUCAAAAAGAUCAGGAAUCCUCUACGUCGGAACUAUGCGACAUUUUGCAACUCUCAUCAAUUAUAUUGGUAGAAUCACCCACGGUAACCGAGACACAAAUUGAGUUACAUAAUACUGAAAAAAUGCUCUGCCAAAGGUGCAGGCGAUAUCCUGAAUUAGAUAAAAACGGUCUUUGCGGUCGUUGCAUUAAGGUACUCGAUGUGACCAAUGUAUCAUCGAUAUCCGUGUAAGCGAUAGUGGUUGGCU